Molecule: messenger RNA, 9435 nt
Organism: Vitrella brassicaformis
Lineage: Eukaryota; Vitrellaceae
Source: the annotation of a GenBank genome assembly
CCUCCCGCCUUUUUCGGGCGUCACAGAGCCAAGCCAGUCCGCCAGCAUAAGUGCCUGAGGUUUCUUUCAUCAGCCAGCGUGUUUGGUGGAUGUGAGUGAGCCGAUGAGAUAGUUGAGUCAAUCAAUGAGUGAGGCGGAUGAGGGCGGCUGGCUGGAAGUCAAGACCCGCCGCAACAAGAAGAAGCGAAACAAGACCAAGCAGGACAAGCACAGCCAUGCGCACAUCAAAGCCAGCCAGCGCGACGCAUCCCUCUCUUACUCAGUCUCACCAUCGGAGGGCGAGCACAAGCACAGGCAGCAGCGAGGCGGCAGGAGAGAUAAUGAGGAGCGCGAUGAAGACGACUCGGUGGAAUGGGAAUUCGACCUCAAGAUCGAAGAGGAAGAGGAAGAGGAGCAGGAGAAAGGUAGGUGGCCGUGACAGUGCACGCAGAUGUGUGUGUGUGUUGUAUGGUCUUGCUUGUGUGUCUGUCGUGUGUGUGUGUGUGUGUGUGUGUGUGUCGCGUAGAUCAAGAGCCUGUCAUGACGCCGGCUCAGCUGAGGGAGUGCAGGCAGAUCCAGCAGAACGAACUGGAGGCACUCAACUCUAUAGUGAGUGAGGCAGAUGGCAAUCACACUGUCACCCACCACACUGUCACUAUCACUGUGCCCUUCUGCCUGCUGUGUGACUGCGUGUGUGUCAGUUUAUGGACGAUAUCAAGCUGCAAGAAGCCGGGUGAUGAGCUGAGUGAAUGAAGCGCACAAGUGUCUGCAGCAGACGCACGCAAUCUCUGUGUGUGUGUGGGUCCCCCCAGUCUCCUGGGUCGCCCAACGCAUGACGAUGAAGAGGACGACGACCUCAUCUGCUUCGAGGACGAAUCCAACCCGCCCUCCAUCCCGUCGGCGCCCUCCUCGCCCACUGACAGCACAUCGCUCAACGUCAAGUACACCGUCAGAUGCCGCCCGCAGCACUCCAGCAGCAUUGGGCGCAAUGAGGAGGUCUUCGCCGACAUCAUUGUCACGUACACACCCAGGUACGUGAUGGUGUGAUGGAUCGAUCAUUGUACACGUGUGUGUGUGUGUGUGUGUGCAGCUACCCGUUGGUUGCUCCUCGGUUGGAAGUGGGUGCUGUGGGAGGCAUCAGCAAGGAGGGGGAGGACCAGCUCAAGAAGGCACUCGAACAGUGGAUCAAGCACUGGUGAGUGCAGGCAAACACACCACAUCCACAUCUGUAUGCCAUGCGUCCAUGUGUGUCUGUGAGAUGCAUAUGCUAUGCUGCAUGCAGGCGUGGUCAUGAGUGCAUCUACGACAUCACGCUGGGUGCGAGCGAGCUGCUCGACAAGUUCCAGGCACCCACCCCUGCACCCCUGUGGGACGAGGUGAGCACCCAGCCACAAGUGAACGCGGGUGUCCAUUUCCAUCUAUCCAUCCAUCCAUCCGUCAUUUUGUGUGUGGUCGGCUGUGUGUGGUUGCGUGCAGAUGCAGGCGCGUGUCGAGUUGAAGCAGCAACGGCGACAAGAGGAGCAAGAGGCGCAGCAGAAGGGGUACGCACACACACCUGUCACACCCACCACCACUGUGUCUGUUGGUGACCCCGCCGUUCAGUGCGCAAGACGACGAGAUCGAGAUGCAUGCCCUCAAAGGCCAGAAACUUGAAGAGGUCAGAGCUUCCACACACAGGCACAGGCACAGGCACAGGCACAGGCACACAACGCACAAUCCCUCCCCCUCCGUCUCUUUCUUGUGUGUGUGUGUGUAGGAGGUGCUUCGUUAUCACGCCAAGGUGCAGGCGCAGCGGGCGAGGGCGCACUCGAUGUCGGGCUCAUCCCCCAGUGACAGCGCCGCCACGAGUGACUUCGAGGAGUACUCCGACACGGCAGAGGGCCCAUCGCCGCAGCAAAACAGACACGCACAUGCAUCCGACCCUCACACACCACGUAAGCAGCCACGCAUCCCCAAGACAUCCAUCCAUCCAUCCACGUGUGUGUUGGUGUGUGGGUCCACGGUCAGACAAGCGCCACACGCCCCAGCACGCGCCCCAGCAGCCCUUCAGCGAGGGCGAGAGAGACGACAAGAGCGACCACGAGUGGGUGGGCGAAGACGAAGACCACGACGACCAAAUGGAGACAUUCGAACUACAAGUAAGCAUCUUGGAGGGUGGAACGCGUGCUGCAUCCAUUCACUCAAACGCGCCGCGCAUCGCAAUGUGCGCGUGGAUGUGCGUGUGUUUGCAGGCGCCUGAGUGGUCCACAUGGAACCGGCCGGGGCGGCGUGUGCGUGCCACGUCUGAGGGCGCCGAUGGGCUGCUGUCGCAAAUUCCACCGCCAUCGCCACACGCGGUGCAGAGCCCUCGGUCAGCAAGCAUAUCCCCGUCUGUCCGCAUGCGCCUAUGUUAUGUGUGUUGUGGGUGAUUGUGUCGUGUCAGGGGGUCACCACUGCCGCCGUCAGGGCUGCUCAAGUCACAGAAGGCUGUAAGCACAGGAGCAGACACACACAGGCGCAUCCAUGGAGGCGUAUGCGCGUGUGUUGUGUUCGUGUGCGCAGCGUCCUCACGGCCACCACCACGCGCAGUUCGCGCCACUCCCGCCUCCCCAGAUCACAAUUGAGGGCGACGAAAAGAAACCUGGCAGGGAACAGAAGGUAGGUACCCAAUCCACUCACUGCACUGACGCGAAGGCGCAUCCACGGGGGCGUCUCUCCCUAUGUCUGUCUGUGUGCAGAUGGUUGUGCGUGGCGAGCGGCCUGUCCCCCCGCCUUCGGCGGCCCAGAACCAUGCGGCCGUGUACAGCAGAUACAGGAGCGACUUUGAGGAACUCAGGUGCGCACACAGACACACACAUGCUCACAGACAUCGACACACAUCCGUCCGUGUGUGUGUUGGUGUGGAUCAUUCGGUCAGGGUGCUGGGCACAGGCGCAUUCGGGUAAGCGCAAAUAUAUUAAGGAAACAAAGACACACACCUGUACUGUGCGCCCGCAAAUGCGUCACGUGUUCGUGUUUGUGUGCUUGUGUGUGUAGGGUUGUGACCAAGGUGCGUCACCGCAUCGACCGCCGCGCCUACGCCGUCAAGCGCAUCCAGCUGUCACCACACGACGAAGAGCUCAACAGGAGGACUCUACAGGUACUCACUCAACCACACACUGAGGGGGCCUAUUGGUGAUGCAGUCAUGUCGGUGUCCUAUGUGCGUGUGUGUAUGUGUGUGUGUGUGUGUGUGUGUGCAGGAGGCUGCGUUGCUGCCUCGUCUGCAGCAUGUCUAUGUGGUCCGGUACUACGCGGCUUGGCUGGAGAGCAGCACAUCGCCGGGAGACAAGCUGCCACCGGUUCGUUCGGGAGCCAGCGCCACACCACACGACACCCUUGAAUGAUGGAUGUGUCUUCAAUGUGUGGCUGCCUGUUCGUGUGUGCAGGGUGUGUCCACCCUGGGUGUCGGGGUGGCCGACUGGAUUUCCAGCGAGUCGCCAUCAAUGCUCGGAAGGUGCGCCUGCCUGCCUGCCUGCCUGUACCCUCCCCAUCUGCCGACAUUAGCGUGCCUGUGUGUGUGUGUGUGUGUGUGUAGGGGUCCACAUGACGACAAGGGGAAGGGUGUUGGCGACAAGAAGGGCAUCGGUGGUCGGGAAGGGGAGGGCGGUGGCAAGGGCGGCAAGGAGGGGAACGCCGCAGCGGCCAUGGAGAGCAAGACGUACCUCUACAUCCAAAUGGAAUUCUGGUGGGCUCUUCUAGCACAAAGAGGCAUACCUCGAUGCACCCAAAUGGAUGGAUGGAUGGAUGGAUUGUCUCAGUGGGGGCCGCACGCUGAGGGAGGCGAUAGACUCAGGGCAGAUGGCCAAGGAUCGCGACCUCUGCUGGCAGAUCUUCAGACAGGUGCCUACUGAUGUUUGUGCUAUGGAGAUGCACACACUCAGACAGACACUCGGACACACACACAGACGGUUGUCUUGUCCGUUGGUGUCUGUCGAGGACAGCUGCUCGAAGCCCUGCUGCACAUCCACCACAGAGGGAUGAUCCACAGAGACCUCAAGGUGGCUGACCAGCACGGACAGCCACAUCACAUCCAUCCGGUGUGUGUCAAUGUGUGUGUGUGUGUGUGUGUGUGCGCGUGUAUGCAUAUGUGCAGCCGUCCAACAUCUUUCUGGACAAGAGCAACAACGUCAAGGUCGGCGACUUCGGGCUCUCUGUCCUUCUCACGCAAACAAACGUCCAGGCAAGUCCCCCCCGCCACUCGCACACAGAGAGAGAGAGAGAUCGACACACACGCUCGAUGGCCAAUUCGUGUGUGUGUGUGGUGCGUGCGUGGUAUUCAGCAGACGCCUUCAAGGUCCAACAGCCAGACCAUCACCAUCACUGUCGCCAAGGAGGGGGGCGGGCCGUCCACCAAGGACACAGCCACACGCGCCGCAGCUGCAGCUGUUCAGGCAUCAGUGGUGAGCAUGCACACGCCAUCCAUGUGUGUGUGAUGGGCGUGUCUGUGUGUGUCAGAGUGACGUCUUGUCGCAGCAGCAGCGGCUGUCGUCCGGUGUUGGGACGAUGUUCUACCAGGCCCCCGAGCAGCGGGAGAGCAACACCUACGACCAGAAGGUCGACAUAUUCUCACUCGGUAGGUACUGUCACACAGACAGACAGACAGACAGACAUACACACAACACAUACACGCACACACCUUCCUCGUGUCUGCGCCUGCAGGUGUGAUCUUCUUCGAGAUGCUGCAUCCGCCCUUCACGUACGCCUGAUGCAUCGAUGGGGGAGAGGAGCGCAUUCACACACGCCAAUCCGUGUGUGUGUGUGUGUGUGUAGGACGUUGAUGGAGCGCGCCCUCGUCCUGACGGCCCUCUGCACGUGAGCGACCUCGCACCAUCCACACACACACACACAUUGCCACACAUGUAUAUGGGUGUAAAUGUGUGUGUGUGUGUGUGCCUGUAGGCGCCUGGAGUACCCCCGAGGCUUUGUCGACACGGCGGGCGACGACGCCGUGGCCAUGCUCACGUACACGAAGUCAUGACACCGUGUGUGUGUACAGAGUGCGCCCAUGUCUGUCAUGUGUGUGUGCAGCCAGCUGCUGCAGCAAGACCCCUCCCACCGGCCCUCUGUGAGUGAGCUGCUGCGAAGCCCUCUCGUCCCGCCGUCUGUCGAGCAGCAACAGGUACGCACCAUGUGUUAAUGUGUGUAUGUGUGUGUGCAUCGUCCGUGCGUUUAUGUGUGUGUGCAGCUGCGGAGUGUGCUGAAUGUGCUGUCCAACCCCUUCAGCAGCGAGAGCGUGGGCCUCAUGAGCAUGCUCUUCGCACCGCCCGAGACGCACGUGGCGCAGGCCAAGGACAAGGCAUACUGGAAGUUCUUCCAGGUGCCUCGGCGUACCCGACAAGACCCCCCCCACACACACAUUUGUGGAUGUCUUUGUAUGUAUGUGUGUGUUCGUGUGUGUGGGUCUCACCAAGGCUCCCAGCCGUGUGGAGUUGGUGGUCCGAGAGGAGAUCAGCCACAACCUGGAAGAGAUAUUCAGGUGUGUGUGCUGAUAUAUGGAUUCAUACCUGUCCAUGUGUUAUGUCUGUGGCCCCAUUUGACACCAACAGGCGUCGCGGAGCCGUCCGGUCUUUUGUGCCGGUGCUGCAGCCCGUGACAGAGACCACUGCUGACCUGCAGGCACUCAGAUCCUUCGCUGGUAACCCCCCUAUCGCCCCAUAAACACGCGACUCCUUCUAUAACUUGUGUGUGGACGGAUGUGUAGACCGUCCGUCGAGCACCACCGCAGCAUCAGCGGCAGCAGCGGCGGCGGAGAGCAGCAGCAGUGUGCUGAGCCCCUCGUGGGCGCCGAUGCACCACUCGGCCGCCAUCCUCAAGUCGCGGCAGCAGGUCAUCGACGCCUCGAACACGCUCCUCCACCUGCCCUUCCAGGCACGUCAGCUCACGCACACACGUGAAGACGCCAAUAAUGCGUGUUGAUGUGCACAUGGACUGAUUGAGUGGGUGGGUGGUGUCUGUCUGUCUGUGCAGCUGACGCAGUGUUUCGCGCGCACUGCGCCGAUGGUGAUGGCGUCUUCCUCUCAUUCGGUGCUGAGGCGAUAUGCCAUCCUGCCCGUCUACAGGUACACGACACACACACGCGAACACACACACACACACACAGAGAGAGAGUGAGUGCGUCCACACGCAUUGUGUGUUUGUGUCAUCUACUCGUGGACAGGGAGCCCCCACCGCAGCCACGUGCGCCCGAGCUGCCCGGCGCGUUUGCCGAGGAAUACAGCGAAUACGGAUACCCCAAAGAGCACCUCGCAGCAAUGUAUGUAUCUAGCCGCUCCCCCCCAACAGAUAGUCACACGCGCAAGACAUGACAUCCAUGUGUGUGUGUGUGGUCCAUUUGAUUUGUAGGUAUGAGGUGCUGUUGGGGCCGUCCGAGCUGUUCACGAGCGACGCUUUGGUGCCGACUGUGCCAAGCCGGAACACCACACAGAUGGACUCCUCCUCCGAGAGCCACGCCGACGACCACAGACAGCUCAUCACCGCCGAACAACGGGCACUCAUUCUGCUGCAGGUGAGGACCAUAUACAACUCAUCCAUCCAUCAAGGGGCAUACGUGUCUCUGUUCGUGUGUGUGUGCGUGUGUGUGUGUGUGUGCGUGCAGGCCGAAGUAGUGGAGACGCUUGUCGAGGCGCUGAGUGCGCAUGCGGCGACGCUUGGCCGCGUGGAGCUGAGGUGGACCAACGGGCACCUCCUAGAGGCUUUCCUGGAGGAGACCUGCAGGGUACCCACACACACAUAGACACAGACACACGUGUGUUGAUACAUCCAUCAGUGUCUUGUGUGGUGGUGGUGGUGGUGGUGGCUGUGUGGUGGUGUCAGUUCCCGCGUGAUCGUGUCCCGGAGGUGAUCAAGUGGCUGCGGCACAGCACCUCCACACCCACUUACACACAGCUCAAGGAAAAACUCCAGGUGCGGUAGAGAUGGAUGGAUGGAUGUGUCCACUGACUGGGUGUGUGUGGUGUGUGUGGUGUGUGUCCAGAGCAUCCUGCCGUCCACUGCCAGCGUCAAGCUGCCGGCUCAGUAUCUCACGCGUGUCCUGCACAGACGGGGGAGCACUGAAGGUAUGUGCAUCAACGACACACACACAUAUAAACACACAAAGGCUGUUUGUUGUGGAUGCCCCACACAUACAGAUCUGCUGUCCGAGAUCGAGUCGUUGUCUCGCUCAUCUCACGACCACGCCAUGCACGACACGCUGCCGCCCCUCCCGCCAUCACACCGAACGCACCCCCACCUCACACACAGGUAUGGCCCCAUACACACAGACACACAUACACACAUACACACACACGAUGGGGCAUGUAUGUAUGUGUGGGCGCAGGAAGCCCUCGAGCACGGCUCAGUCGUCGCCCCGCACGAGUGGCGGCGAGGUCAAGGAGAAGGAGAGCAGCGUGCCGAGAGUUCUCCUCCUCUGCGCACAGGUACACCGACACCCACAUAAUACCACCACCUGCACACGUCAACACAGGUCACCUGUGUGCGUGUGUAGAUCCGGUUGUUCCUGGAGGUGUGUUCGUUGCUGGAGGUGCGUCAGCGGGUCGACCUGACGUUCGACCUGCUCCUAGACUUCGACGCGUGGCUCUACGACGAGGUAUCUCGCACCGAAUACGCACCCUCUCGAUGUGAGUGAGUGUGUCACGCUCGUGUCAAUGGUUGGUGCGUGCAGACAUUCGCGUUCUUCGGCACGGUGUCUGGCGGGGACAUCAUUGCCUCAGGCGGCAGAUACGACCAGCUCAUCGACAGACUGCAGAAAGGACGGUAAGCAGACCACAUCAACUGAUCUGUCCACUCAUCCAUGUGUAUCCAUCUGUGUGUGUGUGUCUGUCGGGGGGCACGUGCAGCUUGGGUCGGUCCUACAACAUGUCAGAGUGGCCGCGGCUGUCCGCCAUUGGCUUCGAGAUCGCCCUCGAGAAGGUCAUCAGGGCUGCCAUGCAGGUACUUCCACAUAUAGACACGAAUCGACCUGCGCGUGUGCCGUGUGUGGAUGGAUGUGUGUGUGGGUGUUUUGUGUGUAGGCGGAGAGCCGUCCACGCCACGCUCGGCCGCGCAAGGGCCAGGGCGGCCGACUCGCGCAGACAUACAGAUACUCGGAUGCCAACGCCCCACAGGUCAUCAUCGUCUUCCUGCGCGACGAGUCAUCCCUUCUGUUUGGAGCCAUGCACCUGGCAAAGGAGCUACGGAAGCUAGGUCGGUCGAGUGGGCAUGCAGACACACAUAGACACGUGCAGCUACACCGUAUGUGUGUGUGGGUGGCUUCCCAGGUAUCCGUGCUGAGUUUCGGCUGACGCCCGUGUCGCAGAGCGGCGAUGUGUACGAGAAGGCCAAGCUCAACACGGUCGUCCAGUGGCUCGUCCUGCUCAAACACAAGCAGGUUUGUACGCUUUCUCUCCCCCCUCCCCCCUCCCUCACACACACGAGCAUCAAUAUCUGUCUCUGUGUGUGUGUGUGUGUGUGUUUGUGAUGCAGACGAGUACAUUGGCUCAGCAGAGGGAAGGGGGCGACCUGCGUUAUGUGCUGAAGCCCUGCAAGAGGGCUGGCGAGGGCGGCGCGGGGGAGGGGGUCGAGCCGAUGUCCAACAAACAGGACGACAGACGGGUACGUAUGUCAGAACAAGAUGUCGAUCCACGCGCACACACAAGGAAAGCGAUGAAUGUCUCUGUGUGUAUGUCAGGAGUUCGACAGCUGCCAGGACACGGUGAACUUCCUGGUGCAUCACACGAGACACCCCAAGGCCAUCACCUACUGGUGACUCAUUCACGAGGACCUGAUGUGACGGACUCCAUCCAUCCAUCCAUCCCUACUGAUGUGGCAUUCAUUCUCGAAGCCGCCCUGGUUGGUUGGAGCACCUCUCAUGAGCUGUGAGGCGCUGUGACAAGGGGGGCCUUAAGUACGCCACAGCAGACGGUCAGAGAGGCGAAAAGACGAGAGAAACGAGCGAGUUGUGUCCGUAGUUAGCUAUCUGUUUAUCGGUGUGUUGUGAUUCGGGCAUGGGUGCUUGUGAUGCGAUCGAGUGGUGAUGCUCGUGUACAGUACAGCUAGAGAGACAGCCUGCUAUGCUACGGGCAGCGUAUGCGCUUCCAGAUUGAAGCGACCGAAUAAAUUCACGUCGGUGGGUCGUCUGUCUGUGUGUUAUUUGUCACUUUAUCUAUCGGGACGAGGCGAACACUCGCUUACACGAGUACGGUACGAGUGUGUGUGUACGUAUGUGUGUGGGAUGGAUGGAUGGAUGGAUGGGAAAAUGGUUUGGUUCGGUUCAACACCACCUAUUUGUUGCCAUACUUGAUUAUACAUACACACACAGAUGGAUAGGAUACACACAUACAUACAUGGGUGUCUGUGUCAAUUGGGGACAUAAAUACAAAAAACGGCGUGGAGGGAUAGCUAGCUAAAGAUGGAUGGGAUAUAUGGGUGGGUACACUUAUUGGAAGCGGCGCGCUUUGGCA